Molecule: messenger RNA, 3773 nt
Organism: Vombatus ursinus (common wombat)
Lineage: Eukaryota; Metazoa; Chordata; Mammalia; Diprotodontia; Vombatidae
Gene: SORCS3
Product: sortilin related VPS10 domain containing receptor 3
Exons: 27
Coding region: 1-3690 (1229 amino acids)
Cellular component (GO): postsynaptic density membrane
Molecular function (GO): protein binding
Source: RefSeq, a predicted model, not a curated record
AUGGAGGCGGCAGCCACGGAGCGCCCCGCAGGCUGGCCGGGGGCGCCCAUCGCCCGGACUGGGCUCCUGCUCCUCUCUACUUGGGUCCUAGCUGGGGCCGAGAUCACUUGGGGCGGCGGCGGCAGCGGCGGCAGUGCUCCCACCUCGCCGCCCCGGCUGCCGCUGCUCUCGCCGCGGGGAGUCUCGGGCCAGUGGCCGGAGCCGGCGGCGGGGAGAGGCGGGGGUCUGGGGCGCUGGCCCCGGGAGGAGAUGCCUUAUCCCGGUAGUGGCGGCAACAGCCAGGCGGAGGAGGAAGAGGAGGAAGAGGAGGAGGCGGCUGGGGGGCAGGAAGAGAGAGCGCCCUGGGGCCGCGGUUUUGAAGAGCUCAGGGGGUCUUCUCCAGCUGCGCAAGGAAAGCUUGGUGCUAGGAGGAGUCGCAGGGCGCAGCCCGCAGGCUCUCUGGCCCAUUGGGGCAGCCGGGGAAAUUCCCCGGCGGACGGAUCGCGAGGCAGCCGGGCGCCGGCCAAAGGCUCCCAGGAAGAAGGGAGGGGGCCGAGAGCUCGGGGGGCGGCGGCAGAAGAGCUCAAACUGACCAGCACCUCGUUCGCCCUGACCGGAGACUCCGCGCACAAUCAAGCCAUGGUACACUGGUCCGGAUACAACAGCAGCGUGAUACUGAUUCUGACCAAACUCUAUGACUUCAACCUGGGCAGUGUGACGGAGAGCUCACUUUGGAGGUCAACAGACUAUGGCACUACCUAUGAGAAACUGAAUGACAAAGUGGGGCUCAAGACUGUCCUGAGUUACCUUUAUGUCAAUCCUACCAACAAACGGAAGAUAAUGCUUCUCAGUGAUCCUGAGAUUGAGAGCAGCAUUUUGAUUAGCUCAGAUGAAGGUGCAACCUACCAAAAGUACCGGCUGAACUUUUAUAUUCAGAGCCUGCUUUUCCAUCCUCAGCAGGAAGACUGGAUCUUAGCCUACAGCCUGGACCAAAAGCUCUAUAGCUCUCUGGAUUUUGGGAGAAGAUGGCAACUGAUGCAUGAACACAUUACGCCCAACAGGUUUUACUGGUCAGUCACAGGCUUGGAUAAGGAGCCUGACCUUGUACACAUGGAGGCGAGGACGACUGACGGAUAUGCCCACUAUCUCACCUGCCGUAUCCAGGAGUGUUCAGAAACCACCAAGAGUGGGCCCUUCGCACGCUCCAUUGACAUCAGUUCAUUGGUGGUCCAGGAUGAAUAUGUUUUCAUUCAGGUGACUUCGAGUGGAAGAGCCAGCUACUAUGUGUCCUACAGAAGAGAACCCUUUGCCCAGAUCAAGCUGCCCAAGUAUUCCCUGCCAAAGGACAUGCAUAUAAUCAGCACAGAUGAGAACCAGGUGUUUGCAGCGGUUCAAGAGUGGAACCAAAAUGAUACGUAUAACCUUUACAUCUCUGACACACGUGGCGUCUACUUCACCUUGGCCCUGGAGAAUGUCAAGAGUAGUCGGGGUCUAGAGGGCAAUAUCAUCAUUGACCUAUAUGAGGUAGCAGGCAUCAAAGGGAUAUUCCUGGCCAACAAAAAGGUGGAUGACCAAGUGAAGACUUACAUCACUUACAACAAAGGCAGGGAUUGGCGGCUGCUGCAGCCUCCAGACACUGAUCUGAGAGGGAGCCCCGUCAACUGUUUGUUGCCCUUUUGUUCCUUACAUCUCCAUCUGCAGCUCUCAGAAAACCCAUAUUCAUCAGGACGAAUCUCCAGCAAAGACACAGCCCCUGGGCUGGUGGUAGCCACAGGUAAUGUGGGCACAGAACUCUCCUACACGGAAGUUGGCAUGUUUGUCUCUUCUGAUGGUGGAAAUACCUGGAGACAGAUCUUUGAUGAAGAGUAUAACAUUUGGUUCUUGGACUGGGGAGGAGCUCUUGUGGCCAUGAAACACACAUCUAUGCCCAUCAGGCAUCUGUGGGUGAGUUUCGAUGAGGGGAGCUCCUGGGACAAGUAUGGUUUUACUUCGGCUCCACUCUUCGUGGAUGGGUGUCUGGUGGAUCCAGGUGUGGAGACGCAGAUAAUGACAGUUUUUGGCCACUUCAGCCUCCGUUCAGAGUGGCAGCUGGUGAAAGUGGACUACAAAUCCAUCUUCAGUCGAAGGUGCAACAAGGAUGACUUCGAGACCUGGCACUUGCUUAAUCAGGGAGAACCUUGUGUCAUGGGGGAAAGGAAGAUAUUCAAGAAACGCAAGCCAGGAGCACAGUGUGCAUUAGGACGUGAUUACUCUGGAACUGUGGUCUCUGAACCAUGCAUCUGUGCAGACUGGGACUUUGAAUGUGAUUAUGGCUAUGAGAGACACGGAGAUAACCAGUGCAUCCCUGCUUUCUGGUACAACCCAUCUUCUCCAUCGAAAGACUGCAGCCUUGGCCAAAGCUACCUCAACAGUACUGGGUACCGGAGAAUUGUGUCUAACAACUGCACAGAUGGGCUAAGGGAGAAGUACACCGCUAAAUCCCAGCAGUGCCCAGGCAAGGCACCAAGGGGGCUCCACGUGGUGACUGUGGACGGGAGGCUGGUGGCUGAGCAAGGGCACAAUGCCACCUUCGUCAUCCUCAUGGAGGAGGGUGAUCUCCAGAGGACAAACAUCCAGCUAGACUUUGGAGAUGGGAUUGCUGUGUCCUAUGCUAACUUCAGCCCCAUUGAGGAUGGCAUCAAGCAUGUGUACAAGAGCGCGGGGAUCUUCCAGGUGACAGCCUAUGCGGAGAACCACUUGGGCUCGGAUACUGCUGUCCUCUUCCUACAUGUGGUUUGUCCUGUGGAACAUGUCCAUCUCAGUGUUCCUUUUGUAGCCAUCAGGAAUAAAGAGGUCAACGUCACUGCGGUUGUCUGGCCCAGCCAGCUGGGAACCCUCACCUAUUUCUGGUGGUUUGGCAACAGCACUAAGCCCCUGAUCACCUUGAACAGUAGCAUUUCCUUCAUGUUCACCUCUGAGGGAUUGAACACCAUAACAGUCCAGGUGGCGGCCGGCAAUGCCCUCAUCCAGGACUCCAAAGAUAUCGCAGUGCAUGAAUAUUUCCAGUCACAGUUGCUGUCAUUCUCACCCAAUCUGGAUUACCACAAUCCUGACAUCCCUGAGUGGAGACAAGAUAUUGGCAAAGUCAUCAAGCGAGCUCUGGUCAAAGUCACCAGUGUCCCAGAAGACCAGAUUCUAGUGGCAGUGUUCCCUGGCCUCCCUACCUCAGCUGAGCUCUUCAUCCUGCCCCACAAAAACAUGACUGAGAGAAGGAAAGGCAAUGAAGCAGACCUGGAGCAAAUUGCAGAACUCCUGUUUAAUGCUCUAAAUCAGAACUUGGUCCAGUUUGAGCUAAAGCCAGGGGUCCAAGUCAUCGUCUAUGUCACUCAGUUGACAUUAGCCCCGCUUGUGGACUCCAGCACAGGGCAUAGCAGCUCAGCAAUGUUGAUGCUUUUGUCUGUGGUGUUUGUGGGUUUGGCUGUCUUCUUGAUCUAUAAGUUUAAAAGGAAAAUUCCCUGGAUUAAUAUCUAUGCCCAAGUUCAACAUGACAAGGAGCAGGAGAUGAUUGGGUCAGUGAGCCAAAGUGAAAAUGCUCCCAAAAUCACCCUCAGUGACUUUACAGAGCCCGAGGAGCUGCUGGACAAAGAAUUGGACACACGGGUCAUAGGUGGUGUUGCCACCAUUACCAACAGCGGAAGCACAAAGGAAAUCCCCAACUGCACUAGUGUUUAAUGCGGAGAAGCCACUUGGUCUACAACCUCUCUGACAUUUUUUUUUAUUCUUGAUGAUUAUUGUUCUUAUUAUUAUGGGGGAGG